Lytechinus variegatus (green sea urchin) is the source of this 7207-nucleotide messenger RNA. RefSeq names its product N-acylneuraminate cytidylyltransferase-like. The record is from RefSeq and is a predicted model, not a curated record. NCBI's taxonomy places the organism in Eukaryota, Metazoa, Echinodermata, Echinoidea, Temnopleuroida, Toxopneustidae. The transcript has 8 exons. The coding region runs from base 120 to 1340 and encodes 406 amino acids. Gene Ontology annotation, molecular function: N-acylneuraminate cytidylyltransferase activity.
GGUGUAAAGGCAGCGACCUCGGAUCUGCGGCUACCCGGAUCAGCAGGCGUUUGGAUCAUCUGUUUUUAUCUAAAUCUAGCCUGAUUAAACAUUUUGCAAAGAAGGAAAACAACAUCACGAUGUCUGAUUGCGGGGAUUCUAAUCGGAGGUCCGGACAUUUUGCCUGUCUGAUCCUUGCUCGCGGUGGGAGCAAAGGUAUUAAACUGAAGAACAUCAAAGCGCUCGCAGGACAGCCCCUCAUCGCGUGGGUGCUUCGCGCCGCCGUAGAUUCGGGAGAAUUUGACAGUGUGUGGGUGUCAACGGAUCACGAUGGUAUUGCCAGAAUUUCUAAGGAAUGGGGUGCUCAGGUACACAGGAGAAGCCCUCAUACUUCCAGAGAUCAAGCCACUUCUAUCGAGGCUGUUCAAGAAUUCCUCACAGAACAUCCAGAGGUAAAUUUUGUGGGCCAAGUCCAGUGUACAUCACCAUGCCUGCACCCGUCCCACCUUCAGAGGGCGUGUCACAUGAUCAGGAAUAUGGGCUUUGACUCUGUUUUUGCUGUUACUCGGAGGCACCUCUUCAGAUGGACGGAGACCCCCGUAGACAAAGAUGUAAGUACGAAGGCUGAGAACCUUAACCCUGCAAAGAGACCUCGUAGGCAAGACUGGUCCGGUGAGCUCUACGAGAAUGGAUCCUUCUACUUUGCAACAAGAGAGCUUUUGAUGGAUGGACUUUUUCAAGGUGGAAAGGUGGGAUACUGUGAAAUGCAGCCUGAAUACAGUGUGGACAUAGAUACGGACAUUGACUGGCCAAUUGCUGAGCAGCGUGUGAUAAAGUUUGGCUACUUUGGCAAGACGAAACCCCAAGGAGUAAAGUUGGUGGUCUUUGCAGCUGAUGGUGUCCUUAUCGACAACCAAAUCAAUUUCACUGCAACCGGAGAUGAGUUCCGUUCGUUUAGUCGUAGUGACACCAUCGGUAUCAACCAGUUACGAGAUAAAGGAGUGGAGGUCAGGGUCAUUGCAGAUGAGGAUAAUGAUGUCACCACUAAAUUGGUGGCUCGGCUUGGAAUCAGCAUGUUAACUGAAGCCAAAAGUAAGGUGGAUCGUUUGAAUGAAUGGAGGAAAGAACUAGACUUGGAUUGGAGUCAGGUUGCUUUUAUGGGUCGUGAUACUCCAGAUCUUGAUUGCAUGAAGACAGUCGGAAUCGGAGGAGCACCCUGCGAUGCCCACAGUGACAUAACAACUACUGCCAAGUUUGUGGCCAAAGCCGCCGGUGGCAAGGGAGCCGUCCGAGAAUUCUGUGACCACUUACUUCUUGUGAUGGAGAAGGCGAAGUCUGCAGCAGAAAAUAGAAAGAUAUAAAGCCGUACCAUUGGGGCGUUGCAGGAAACUAACAGUCAGUUACAAACCAUUAUGGGGUCCGUCAAUUCUAUUAUGUGUAUUGCAAUUGAUUAGUGAUCUGCUUCUUGCCACAUGAAAUAGAAACUGUCAAAUGCAAAAUUGUAACAAAAAUUUGCAAUUGAUGCUAAUAUUUUCUUGCAACAUCCCUAUAAGUCCUUCAUGGAGGACAAUCGCAGGAGGAGUUCUUUAUAGUAUUUCAUUCAGAGGAUCCAUUACUUUUUUUAUAUUCUAAAAUGGUAAGGGAUAUAUGUAUGAACAUGCUCUAAAUGUUUUAUUAUGCUGCAUUUUAUACCCUAUUUUUAAUUUUGCACAAUUCACAAACUUAUCACCAUAAAUGUAUCCUUUAUCACUAUAAAGCCAUUGGUACACUUGGACCUGUUUCAUAAAACUUGUUUUAUCUUAGGUAAGUAACAAGCUACUGAAAUCAUGGCUUUUGAUUGGUUGAUUGCACAUUUGCCAUAUGAAUUCAGUAAUAAUAAUAAUAAAUUGGUACUUAUAUAGCGCAUAAUCAAUUGAAAUUGCUUUAUGCACUUUGUACAAAUUGCUCUCCAAUAUUACAGUUACACUACAACAAAACUAAAUUUGUUUUCAAAAAUCUUUUAAAAGAUUCAACAGAAGUACAUGAUCGAAGGUGAAUUGGUAAACUAUUCCAUAAUUUCGGAAUGCUUAAGUAAAAACUAGCUUCCCCCUUUUGAAACAACUCUAGGAAUGUGUAAAAAUUGUAGUGUCUUCACUAGAACAAAGUCUAUAAUGUGGCCGGUGUGGGAUCUAUGUAAACUAUAGAGGUAUUCGGGUGCCAUUUUAUGCAUACACUUAAAAACUAACAGUGCAACUUUGUAAGAUAUUCUUUCGUCAACUGGUAACCAGUGCAAAUGCUUUAACAAAGGAGUGGCCCGCUCAUACUUCUGAGCCUUCAAGAUAAUCCUAGCGGCACGAUUUUGAAUGCGCUGCAACCUUUAUUAAGUAUCCUUUAUCAAUGAUAAUCUUAAUGAAAUCAGGCCUCGAAGUUUAAUCACAAUUGUUUAUGUACCAACAAAUUCAAAGAAAUUGUGUAAUAUAUUUGUGAAUUUAAGGACAAUUUGAGAAUGAAUGGAAUCCCUCCAUCAUGAAUGAAUACUAUAUUGAACCCUAAACUAAACCUAACUGAAAUUGAUAUGAUUGAUUUGUGAUUGAUGGUGCAUUGUGGCUAAUGAAAUCACUCUAAUCAGUGCUCUUGUGUAGCUGUUUGAUAUUUAAUUCAGUAAUGUGAUAUUAAGUUGACUUUUGUUUUGUGCAUUGCCAGGCAAAUGCACAUUGAUGUUUAUUUAAUGCCACUGAAUAAUAUUGUGAUCAUCUUUAAAUUAAAAAAAAAAACCCUCCCCUGCAACUGAAGAUGAAAUAACUUAUGUAGUACUAAAAGAUGGUACAACUAAAAAGAGUUUGCAUGAAUCACCUCGCCCAAGAUUGCAUGUAGAUUUUUUGUAUAUUUAUUCAAACCAGUAGAUAUUAAUUAUCUAAAUUAUAGCUGUAAGAACUUACCUUUGAUAUGAGAUUAAUAAUUUAAUUAUAUAAACAUUUGAUCGGAUUCUUUUUCAUCAGUUCCCCUAGAUGCAGUAAGGGACUUACAGUUUGGUAUUCUAAAUAUAUGUAUAAUAUGUACAUGUAUAACUUAUCUGUUUAUGUCACUUUCGAAUUUCAAAGGGAGUUUGUUUGAAUUCUAUCCAAUUACAGGAACUCACAUUAUUUGGGGAGAAGAAUGAGUGCUUAUCAUCCAUAGUAGUCAUUUCUUCUUAUUUUUUUUCUACAUUUAAUACAAUUUUAUAUUCAUGCAGGUGACUUUUCCCAAGUCAAGUCUUUUUUGGAUAAAGAAAUCUGUUUGACUUCAUGGAAAUCUGUCCUAGAAGAGGUAUAUCACUGGUUUUAAAUAAUCUGGUCUAAAAAAAUUGACCUCAACAAAUAUUUGACUCGGAAAAGGUCAAUUUUGUGGAAGUUAAUGUGUAUAUUUACAAAUGUACAUCUAUGUCAACUUUUGAAUAUGUCUAAUUACUAGAAUUAAGGAAAAAUCCUAGGUUUUUGUUUGGUUUUUAGUACAUAGCACAUGAAUAUCUACAUUAAAACAGAGAAUAUGAAAAUUGUGCAAGAUAAAUUUACAUUAAACAAUUUCUCCAACUACGAAAAAAAAAGUCCACAACGACGAAGAGGUGAAGACCCAACGCCAACGCAUGUCCCUGUGACAAAUGGUGCCAUGACUUCUACCUCCAGAGUCUGGUGCCCUUUAUCAUCAGCUAAACCAUUUAAUUUUACUAUAGAACACACUCAUAUAUUAAACUUAACCCUAAUAAGACUUGGGGUUGGCUGAUUCAGCUCCUCCUCACCAUUUUUAAAAAUUAGUCUGUUACAUGAAAAGAUUCCUGCAACAUUUCAUAACGUUUUGCUUUCAGGUCUCAGGCAACUUUUAAGACCGAAUUUGUGGGGGUACGGGUUUCCAAAAUUUUGCAACAUUUCAUAAGUACAUGCAGACCUAUAAAUGCUUAUUACACUUGAAUUGGUUUACAAAUUCAACGCAAAUUGGGGUGUUUUUGCCAAAAUUCAUAAGUUUUAGUGGCAGAUUAAGGUUGUGACUAGUGUUAAGAGAAUGUGAAGAAGUUGGAGAUUUUUACAGCUCAACCAUUUUAUUCCUUUGUCUUUUGAUAAAUUGUUGAGUUGUGUGGUAGAGCUUCCAGAUAAAAUGUUAAGCUUCUCAAUGUGACACCAAAAUUGUAGCAUUUUAGCAUGCAUAGAUUUAUAUUUUAAGGAUUUGUUUGGCAGAAAUCUUAUUUAUUUUCUGCAGUAUUUACUCAUGUCGACAACAGAUAAUAUUUGAUAUUGUGCUUAUUAUAUUGGACAUUUAUGAUUCGCUAUAAGUUAUUCAAUGAGUUUUUUGACAGUUUACUUUUUUUUGCAGAAUUACAGAAUUUGACAAUAAAAAAUAUUGGGUACUUAUGCAGUUUAUGCUCAAUAUAUUGGACAUUCGUAGACUGGCUAGCAGCUAGUAAUACCUUUAUUAAUCAAUACCAAAUAUGAAUGUUAAACACAGUUUUGUUUGCUCCGUUUAUUAUGUUUGCCGGUUUAAUUGUUUUCUGCUAAAAUCGCUUAGGCUAAGAAAAUGAAGUAUUGGACAGUAUACAAGUAGCUAUCUGCUAAAUAGCUACUUCUUAAUACCAAAUAUAAAAUUGAAUCUAGUUACCAAAUUCUACCACUGAUUUAUAUGUAUAAUCAAUUAUAUUUUGUUCGUAAAUUGAUAAUUUUCUUUUGUAUCAUUCUUGUUGAUCAUUACCAGUAUUGAAUAUUUUGCCAAAUGUAUUGGACAUGUGUUUAAAUAGCUAUCAGCUUAACCCAAAAUCAAUUAUUGCUUGAUAUGUGAUUUCCACCCAUUUCUGUUGAGGUGCUGAGGUGUAGUUAAGUCUCUGAACUGGAUCAUAAGGUUUGGGGUUCAAAUACCACUGCAUCAUCCUUUGUCAAUGUCUAUUUUUAUGUGGCCCCAUAACACAAAGCUUUAAAGGGUUGGUCCCACUGCACUUACGGAUGCAAAAAGGAUUCACAUUAUGAAUACAUUUUGUGUCCGUCAGAUAGUGGGACCAGGCCUUAAGAUGUUGAUUUUAUCAAAUUUGCUGCCAUGCACUCGCAUGCUUUUAGAGAGUUUGGGCAAGUGGCUGGAUACCUCAAACAUACUGUUUUUUAUUUAAGAUCAUCAUAUUUUUAUCUCUGAAAUAAUAAUUUUCAUGGAAUUUUGUAUAAUAUUCAUUUAUUCAUUUAUUGAGUGGCACACUAUUUCCAAGGCCUUAGCUCCAGCUGCUUAAAUGCUAAAAAGCAUACAUGUAUCUAUUUGGCUUUGAUGUGACGUCAUUUAUGCCAAGUCUAUGAUAGAAAAUUAUGUUGGAAUUGCAGCUUAUUUGAAAUUUUCAGAAAUUGUGUAUGUAAUUCAAACCCAGCACCUUUUUUUAAUUCAUUAAUUUUUCUUUGUGUUGAGGGGUCAUGAUAGGACUUCUCAGAUAUCUAACAUUAUGUUUCAUGCUUCUCUUCUGUAUACAAAAUGUUCAGCAUUGUAGCAGAUAUAUAUUCAGAUUUUUUAUCGCAAGUACAGGUAGUUUAUUGUUUGCCACCGUAUUGCUCACUGGGUAAGUUACUUGCAGAUUCCCACCUUAUCAUCUAUAUUACUUAAUUAAUUAUGAUAUAUUGGAUGUUUAGUCAAUGUGUUAUUGUUUGCAAUACAGUCUUCUUUUGUGCAUCUAUUUUUAGCAAUGAAACUCGGAUAUAUUCAAAAGUUUUUAGUCAGUGAUUUUUUUAUGUUGUAUGACUUGUAUUAUGGUAUUGUAUAUUAUGCUUAAUAGCUUGAACAUGUGACAGACAUCCUUCAACUAGCAAUGUCAGUGUUUCUUGAUUUACCACAGCUACUCAGAAAGAGUAAAGAAAGUUUACAGGUGGCUGACACUUUUGAUUUAGUAUGUCUGCAUUUCUUGAUAUUUCAUACAAUAACUCACAUAUUUUUUAUGCCUAAUAAUAUAUUGGACAUCUGGCUGUUGCGCUAUAGUAUUACAUUUAUUCCCCGAUACCAAAUAUCUAGCAACAGUAACAGACAUAAUUAAAGUUUCUUGAUAACUUGACAAUUUCCAUUUGAUUUGUUUAACUUACUGCUUUAAAAUAUUAAAUAUUAUAUAAUAUCAUAUAUUGGACAUAUGGUUUACAAGCUGUUAAUUGGUAAUAUUAUUUUGCGAUACCAAAUUAUUAGUAUAGUAUUUCAAGUGAAGAUAUAUUUUUUAAGGUGAUUGAUUGCUUUCCGUUGAAUUGCCACACAUACAAUAUUCAAUAACAUGCCUAAAAACUUUGUCAUCUGUUGACAAGCUAUCAAAAUUCAUUUCUCAAUAACCCUUUUUUGCUACAGUUAUUCACACAAUUAUGUACUUAUACAAAAUAGUAAAGUUCUUAUGUGUUGAAUCACUUUAUUCAGUAUUGAAUAGCAGGACUUAAAAUUAGACACUGGUUAACAGUAAUUCACAUAUUUCAUGGUUUGCUGUUCAGGAUAUUUUUCACUAGUAUUUUCUCAUGAUCUACUACUUUUAGACUAUUGAGUAUCAUGACUUAUAAAUGGGAUAUUUGGCUUGCAAGCUAUUAAUACAAUCAUUUCUCAAAGUAACACUCAUAUAUUCAAAGUUUGUGUUACACUGAAUUUAGUAUUAGUGUUUUGUGUUCAAAGUAUUUUACAGUAUUAGAAAGCAUGACUUAUCGAUUGACAUCUGAUGAACAAACUCUUCUAGUAUUACCAUCGUUUCUUGAUACCAAAAAUUUAACGUUGAUUAUUCAAUAGUUUCUUAAAGGGAAAUUAAUUAUCUUGUAUUGAACCUGUUAAUUUUCAUUAUCGAUUAGAAUGCCUUAUAAAUUGGACAAUUGGUUGACAAGCUAUUGGUGCUCUUGUAAUACCAUUAUUAUCUUGAUACCAAAUUUUAGCUAUGAACUCACAUAUAUUCAAGUUUUUUGGAAAUACUUUAUUUUCUUUUUGCUGUAUGUCUGAUAUAUUGGACAUUUAGUCAAUGAGCUAUCUAUAAGAUAAAUCAUAAUUUCUUGAUAUACAAUGUUCGUGAAUCGAUUAUAUUUUUAUUGUUGAAUUUGUUAUGUUGACAUAAAUAUUAGUGGAAAUUGCCCAAUGAUAUAUUGGACAUUGUGUAUUACAAACUUUUUGUAUCAGCUAGUUUAAUGUGUUAUUUCUUGAAUAGCAAUAUACAUAUACUAUAAUAUAUUCACCACUGAUGUGAGGUGUAUUCAGUAUCUAUCCCGGGGCCGAAUCACAAGGUUCUGGUUUCAGUCCUGUAAUA